UGAGGAGGACAUUGGAGUUUCCACAAGACUCCAGCUCACCUCUCCUGUACUCUGCAACCUACACCUCCAGAAGGAUCAUGACCUGCGGAUCAGGAUUCCGUGGCCGCGCCUUCAGCUGCGUCUCCGCCUGCGGACCCCGGCCCAGCCGCUGCUGCAUCACGGCCGCCCCCUAUCGCGGCAUCUCCUGUUACCGCGGCCUAACCGGGGGCUUCGGCAGCCGCAGCGUCUGCGGGGGCUUCCGUGCCGGGUCCUGCGGCCGCAGCUUCGGGUACCGCUCCGGCGGCGUGGGUGGCCUCAGCCCUCCCUGCAUCACCACCGUGUCAGUCAAUGAGAGCCUCCUCACGCCCCUCAACCUGGAGAUCGACCCCAAUGCGCAGUGCGUGAAGCAAGAGGAGAAGGAGCAGAUCAAGUGUCUCAACAACAGGUUCGCUGCCUUCAUCGACAAGGUGCGCUUCCUGGAGCAGCAGAACAAGCUGCUGGAGACCAAGCUGCAGUUCUACCAGAACCGCCAGUGCUGCGAGAGCAACCUCGAGCCCCUGUUCAGUGGCUACAUCGAGACGCUGAGGCGGGAGGCUGAGUGUGUAGAGGCUGACAGCGGGAGGCUGUCCUCAGAGCUCAACAGCCUGCAGGAGGUGCUGGAGGGCUACAAGAAGAGGUAUGAGGAGGAAGUUGCUCUGAGAGCAACAGCCGAGAAUGAGUUUGUGGCUCUGAAGAAGGAUGUGGACUGUGCCUACCUCCGCAAAUCAGACCUUGAGGCCAAUGCGGAGGCCCUGAUUCAGGAGACUGACUUCCUUCGGCGACUGUAUGAGGAGGAGAUCCGAGUUCUCCAAGCCCACAUCUCAGACACCUCGGUCAUCGUCAAGAUGGACAACAGCCGGGACCUGAACAUGGACAACAUUGUUGCUGAGAUCAAGGCUCAGUAUGAUGACAUUGCCAGCCGCAGCCGGGCCGAGGCUGAGAGCUGGUACCGCAGCAAGUGUGAGGAGAUCAAGGCCACAGUGAUCCGGCAUGGGGAGACCCUGCGUCGCACCAAGGAGGAGAUCAAUGAGCUGAACCGCGUGAUCCAGAGGCUGACGGCUGAGGUCGAGAAUGCCAAGUGCCAGAACUCCAAGCUGGAGGCCGCAGUGACCCAGGCGGAGCAGCAGGGCGAGGCGGCCCUCGCUGAUGCCAAGCGCAAGCUGGCCGGGCUGGAGGAGGCCCUGCAGAAGGCCAAGCAGGACAUGGCCUGCCUGCUCAAGGAGUACCAGGAGGUGAUGAACUCCAAGCUGGGCCUGGACAUCGAGAUCGCCACCUACAGGCGCCUGCUGGAGGGCGAGGAGCAGAGACUGUGUGAAGGCGUUGGGUCCGUGAAUGUCUGUGUCAGCAGCUCCCGCGGCGGGGUCGUCUGCGGGGACCUCUGUGUGUCGGGCUCCCGGCCGGUGACGGGCAGCGUCUGCAGCGCCCCCUGCAGCGGGAACCUGGCGGUGAGCACCGGCCUGUGCGCGCCCUGCGGCCCCAGCAAUUCCGUCACGUCUUGCGGCCUGGGCGCGGGCGGCGUGGGCUCCUGCGGCAUCAGCUCCUACGGCGUGGGUUCCUGCGCCAGCGUCUGCCGCAAAUGUUAGGCCUCCCAACGCAGGCCCCGCCCGGGCAUCUCUCCCCCGCAGCCCGGCAGGGCCUUCCCUGCAUGGCCCCGCCCCCUCCGCCGCCACCCCAGCUCUGGGUGGAGCAAGCCCUAGGCUUCCUCUCUCGUACUUCGGAAGGUCCGUCCCACUCCUGGCAUCUCACGCCUGUGCGUAAUGCCCUCUUCCUGGGUUCUGCCUCACGCUCUGGGAAAGGCUACCCUAGCAAACAGUCCCUUUGGCCACCACAGGAAGGGACCCCAGGGCAGGGAGGACCAAGACCCCACUCUGGGUUGUCGUGGGGCCAAUGGCCAGAGUCCCCACCCUGUCCCAGCAUCUCCCUUCCUUCUCUGCUGUGUUCACCUCUUCCAAGAUCUGUGUUUCCAAUAAACCAAUGUAGCCAACCCUGA
Molecule: messenger RNA, 2008 nt
Organism: Capra hircus (goat)
Lineage: Eukaryota; Metazoa; Chordata; Mammalia; Artiodactyla; Bovidae
Product: keratin, type II cuticular Hb1
Exons: 9
Coding region: 78-1601 (507 amino acids)
Biological process (GO): intermediate filament organization; keratinization
Cellular component (GO): keratin filament
Molecular function (GO): structural constituent of skin epidermis
Source: RefSeq, a predicted model, not a curated record